AGACCAAGUUGCUUUGGUUGGAACGCAGAGCACCUCAACAAAUCAUGGUGCAGCAGGCGGAAAGCUUGGAAACUGAGAGCAACCUGCCCCGAGAGGCGAUGGACACGGAGGAGGGCGAAUUCAUGGCUUGUAGCCCGGUAGCCUUGGAUGAGAGCGACCCGGACUGGUGCAAAACGGCGUCCGGCCACAUCAAACGGCCGAUGAAUGCCUUCAUGGUGUGGUCUAAGAUCGAGCGGAGAAAGAUCAUGGAGCAGUCCCCCGACAUGCACAACGCGGAGAUCUCCAAGAGGCUGGGCAAACGGUGGAAAAUGCUGAAAGACAGCGAGAAGAUCCCGUUCAUCCGGGAGGCGGAGCGGCUGCGACUCAAGCACAUGGCCGACUACCCCGACUACAAGUACCGGCCCAGGAAAAAGCCCAAAAUGGACCCCUCGGCCAAGCCCAACGCCAGCCAGAGCCCGGAGAAAAGUGCUGCAGGCGGCGGGGGCGGCGCCGGCGGGGGCACCGGCAGCGGCAAGAACUCCAAAGGUUCAAGCAAGAAAUGUAGCAAACUGAAGACCCCCGCGGCCACCACAACUCCCACGGCCGCUUGCCCCAAGGCCGGCGUGGGCAAAGCGUCGCACCACGGGGAAUACGGUGGCGACGACUAUGUAUUCGGCAGCCUUAAAGUGAGCGGCGCGGGGGGCAGCGGCGCCAGCAAGACCGUCAAGUGCGUCUUCAUGGAUGAGGAGGAGGACGAUGACGAGGAUGAAGACGAGCUGCAGCUACGGAUCAAGCAGGAGGUAGAGGAGGACGACGAGGAGCACCCGCACCAGCAGCUCCUCCAGCCGCCGGGGCAGCAGCAGCAGCUCCUCAGACGCUACAACGUCGCCAAAGUGCCCGCCAGCCCUACUCUGAGCAGCUCGGCAGAGUCCACCGAGGGCGCGAGCCUCUACGACGAGGUACGGGCCGGCGCGACCUCGGGCACCGGGGGCCACGGCGGCAGCGCCAGCCGCCUCUACUACAGCUUCAAAAACAUCACCAAGCAGAACACGCAGCCGCUCGCGCAAUCGGGGCUCUCGCCUGCGUCCUCGCGUUCGGUCUCCACCUCCUCCUCAUCCAGCAGCAGCAGCGGAGAGGACACCGACGACCUGAUGUUCGACCUGAGCUUGAAUUUCUCCCAAAACCCGCACACCACCAGCGAGCAGCAGCUAGGGGGUGGCUCGGCAGCGGGAAAUCUGUCCCUUUCGCUGGUGGAUAAGGAUUUGGAUUCCUUCAGCGAGGGCAGCCUGGGCUCCCACUUCGAGUUCCCCGACUACUGCACACCGGAGCUGAGCGAGAUGAUCGCGGGGGACUGGCUGGAGGCGAACUUUUCCGACCUGGUGUUCACAUAUUGA
This is a messenger RNA of Elephantulus edwardii (Cape elephant shrew), 1373 nucleotides long. Its product is annotated as transcription factor SOX-11-like. Gene Ontology annotation, biological process: negative regulation of transcription by RNA polymerase II; positive regulation of transcription by RNA polymerase II; neuron differentiation. Gene Ontology annotation, molecular function: DNA-binding transcription activator activity, RNA polymerase II-specific; RNA polymerase II cis-regulatory region sequence-specific DNA binding. Bases 45 to 1373 code for a protein of 442 amino acids. NCBI's taxonomy places the organism in Eukaryota, Metazoa, Chordata, Mammalia, Macroscelidea, Macroscelididae. The record is from RefSeq and is a predicted model, not a curated record. The transcript has a single exon.